Pseudocercospora fijiensis CIRAD86 is the source of this 396-nucleotide messenger RNA. RefSeq lists its product as uncharacterized. The transcript has 5 exons. The coding region runs from base 1 to 396 and encodes 131 amino acids. The record is from RefSeq and is a predicted model, not a curated record. NCBI's taxonomy places the organism in Eukaryota, Fungi, Ascomycota, Dothideomycetes, Mycosphaerellales, Mycosphaerellaceae.
AUGCAUUUCUACACUGAGCAAGAUAGGAUCCAUAUCACACCCACCUUAUCCUACGACGACAACAACCAAAGAGGACUUCGGCUUGCCACGCGCAGAUGGAUAUCUUUGACAUGCAUAGCGAGUUCCAUUAGAGCAGAGCAGGUUUUCCAUGAUCCGAUCCUACCGAACGUCCCUGGCGGUGUGGUCUACGAUGUGUUUCGGAAAUUCCUGGAUUCACGACGACGAUGUUCAAAGAUCAUCACAUGGCGAAGACACCACGUCCUCAGUAGUGCUAAGAAGAAGUCUGGCGGGAAGGGAAGGCUGUGCUCAAAAUUCGCAAUGAGAAGCAUGGGUCACUGCAUUGAGUUGACGAGGAGAUUGAAAGACGGAUGUAGUAAAAGAAGAUCGAUCAUGUAA